UAUGUGACAGCGUAUCACUUUCAACCUGCGGUGUUUCACAUUACGGUUUCUGUUUUUUCUCCACUCUUGACUGUAUUACCAAAGCCUCUGCGGUCGAAUCGUCCCCGCCCUCCGGGUUCAAGCGAUGGGAGCUCCUAAAGCGGGAUCCCCAUUUGCCUUGGCUCCAGCCCAGAUGAUCUGAAGUUCUGUUGAGGACCAGAAAAGAGAGGGGGCUUGGCUACGGGAAACGUGGACUUGAUGCUAUCAUGUCCAGACAGCAGCAUGUUCUCUCCAGAUUUGGAAACUGAUACCACUGCGGAAGACACAGCGCCCAACACCCCCAAUGAUGGAGACGAUGCACCCGCCAGCAUUGACGUACUGGAGGAGCAGCGGCCUGCGAGGCAGUCCCUGAGUGCCUGUAUGUGUCGAGAGUCCCACUGGCGCUGCCUUCUGCUCUCCCUGCUGAUGUACAGCUGCCUGGGCGCUGUGGCUUGGUGCCAGCUCACCCGAGUCACCAAGCUCAGCUUCGACUCAUCUGUCACAUCCCUGACCUCCAUUUCCUCACUCGAGGGGGUUGGCAUGGGAGGACGCUCUAUGAUUUACCAUGACAGCCCCUGCUCUGACGGCUAUGUGUACAUCCCUCUGGCCUUCCUGUUCAUGCUCUAUGUCGUCUACCUGGUAGAGUGCUGGCACUGCCGGUCUCGUAGUGAGCUACAGUGUAAGGCUGAUGUGGAUAGCGUGUAUGAGCAGGUAUUGAGGAUGCGACAGGCCCGUCCGUGUGUUUGGUGGAAGGCCAUAAGUUAUCAUUUUGUUCGGAGGACCAGACAGGUGACCCGCUACCGGAACGGCGAAGCCUACACCACCACCCAGGUCUACCAUGAGCGGGUCAACACACACGUGGGUGAGGGAGAGUUUGAAUACAGUCGCUGUGGUAUGCAGGACGUCUCACGAGAUCUACGUGGACUGGAGAGCCACCCGGCAACGAGACUUCGUUUCACCAAGUGCUUCAGUUUCACUGGGGCUGGACCAGAAAAUAAUUACCUCAACCAACGUGCCAGGUUCUUCUCAGAGAUUGAGGGUUUGGAUGACUACAUGGAGGCUCGAGAAGGGAUGCAACUGAAAAACGUGGACUUUAAAGAGCAUCUGAUAGCCUACGUGGACCCUGACCGGUUGCCCUGGUAUACUUCUCAGGUGGCUUUCUGGUUCGCUGCUCUGCUCAUGCUGUCCUGGCCCCUGAGGGUGUUUAUAGAGUACCGUACAGCUUUUCUGCACUACCAUGUUGAGAAGCUCUUUGGGCUGGAGUACAGCCACAGCAGCCCCUCUCCAAUAGAGGAGGUUCCCAUCAGGAGUGGUCUCCCUCGGGUAGAUACCGUGGACAGCACUGAGCUGGAGUGGCACAUCCGCUCCAACCGCCAGUUGAUCCCCAGCUACUCAGAGGCCAUGCUGAUGAACCUGGCGUCUUCAGACUCUGGUACAGCUGAUGAAAUCAGGUCCUCUAACUGCUUCCUGCUGGACAGCCACCCAGCCCAGAGCUAUGGCACGCUGGUGCAGGACUGUGAGCACUGCUGCCAGCUGCAGGGUGAGGUUGGACAGAGGCGGGCCACCACCAGCUCCAGCUGUUCCUCCAUCUUCUCCCGUCAUGCCUUUCACUCCCGCCUAUCCCUGGACACCUCACGCUUCUCACUGUGCCGCAUGUACGGCUCUCUGCGCACCGUGGGCCUGUGGAGGAGCCGCAGCAGCACACUGACUGACCGCUGCUGUGUGGACGAGCAGUGCUGCAAUUCCUAUUCCAGCCAGCUGGCUCUCAACGAGAGCCCACCCACCUACCGGGACGCACACUUCUUCCCCGUCCUCAUUGUGCACCGGCCCGAGGGCUGCGGUAGUGGUGACUCCACCACAGAGGUGCGUCGGUACUAUGUCCACCGGGGGUCCUGCUGCCUGGAGACCUCACUCUGAGGGACCAAGAGACAUUUGACUGAUUCAGUAACAAUAUAUUCCAAAUAAGAGGUUGUGAGAGUCCAAGAGCAUACAAAGACACUGUUCUUUUGACAGCACUGAAAGUGUGUUACUCACUAUAGGUGAAUGGUUCAACAUGUUUUAUAAAUUCUAUUGUUAUUAGAAAGUAUUGACUGUAUUUCAAAGGUUCUUGUAAAACUGAUGUCUAAGUUGCUGACAGAGUUUUUGACUUUCUUCCAAUCACAAAGAUAAUUUUCCGUUAGGACCUCUGGAUGUUGCAUUGCUUUUAUUGAUACUUGAAUUCUGACACUUCAAUCACCAUUAAUUUAAUGAUGUUUUGUCUCCCUGUGCCUAGUCAAUAGAUUUAAAAAAUGUUAGUCUGCUGUGAAUAUUCCAGAUAUUACAUGUACCUUUUCAAAUGUUAAAAAACAACAACACUAUUGAAGUCACACAUAUAUCUAUUUAUGUGAGAGUUUGAAUAAUAUGAAUUAUUAAUUAUAAUCUAUUAUUAUUAAUAUUAAUAAUAUUAAUAAUUUGUUACAACAAAUGCAAGCUAGGUUCAAAAGCUAACAUAAGCAUCCAUGCCUAUAGUCUCAAGGGAGCAUGUUGAGAUACUUACUCCAAUUCUCAAAGUUAGUUUAAAAGGUGAAUUGUAAUCUAUUUGUGAGUCCAAAGCAGUUCAAUUAUUGAUACAGAUUAUUUUAAUAGAAAUCAUGAUGAGAUAAUAUUGCUUUAUAAAUUAGAAUUAUAUUGCAAAAUAACUUGAUUGGAUUAAAUCUGGAGUUUGAACAAAGUGAUUGACAACAUUUUAAAAGCAU
Molecule: messenger RNA, 2753 nt
Organism: Coregonus clupeaformis (lake whitefish)
Lineage: Eukaryota; Metazoa; Chordata; Actinopteri; Salmoniformes; Salmonidae
Product: transmembrane protein 151B-like
Exons: 2
Coding region: 238-1935 (565 amino acids)
Source: RefSeq, a predicted model, not a curated record